AUGUCAAAAUGGAGAGGAAAUUAUCCGACCCGAGGAUAUCAUAAAAGAGUGUCACUCAGAGGAAGUAGUGUGGGGAGUAGGGGAAGAGGAACCAGAGCACCAAGAGGGCCAAGAGGCACACAAACAAGAGUAGCAAGAGGUACAAGGGGGCGAGGUGGCGGCAGAGAUUAUGGCCAGACCCCAGAGUACGACGGAUACCAUGGUAGAUCCUACCAACCAUAUGAUAUUUCUCAUGACUACAACUAUCAAGAGACGUCUGAUACUCAGGAAAAUAAUAAUGAAAAAACGGAGGAAAACGAUCCAGCCAACGUUUUUACAACAGUCGAUAAUCUCGAAGAUUCUAAUCAUCCUAGCACUUCAAGUCACUCAAAAACAUAUCCCACUUCAACGGUUCCAAAAAUAGGAUCCAGUGGAUCCGCUGUACCAGUCCAGAGACAUAUAUCAGAGCUAGAUGACUCUCCUGGAAGAUAUCCAGAAUUGAGCCCUGUUAGACCCCCCUUGACUGGUUCAAAAACCGGAUUUCAGUUAUCUCCUCGACAAGACGGAGGUGAUUUAUAUCUUAAAAGGAGUAAGAGUGACAACCAAAUUGACUCACACAAUUCUUCAUCUACAGAAAACCACAAAAGGAAAUUUGUGGAAUCAGUAAAACCGGCCAGAAAUGAGGUGCUCAGUAUGAAAAAAGUGACUAUAGAUAACAUUAUCAGUCCAGCUAAGCUAACCAAUACCUUGUCAUUUAAAAAUCCUGCAUCCACAUCUUUGUCAUUAUCCCCCCGGCUUAUUUCGACCGGUGAGAAAUUAAAUUGUCACGAUCCAUAUAAAACUCCUUCUACAUCAUCUAAGCAAAUAGAAAUAUCUUUCAGAAGUCACAAGCAAGGUUUGCCAAAAAGGGAGUCAGUCUCGCCCAUACGGGAAGCCAUUUUGAUCAAUAAUACUGAACUAAAUAAUGGUCCUAGACGUAUGGAAGGAUCUGAGGCUUCAUGCAAAAUCCAUUCUCUUUCUCCCUCUUGUUUACCUUCUUCGGCUAGUUUAUCCAUACACAGACAAGAAAGUAAUAUUUCCUUUCGAAGCCGUGAAAAAGAGAAUUUGCAAAAAUCAGUGGAUAAUGAGGAAAAGUUCUCUAAGAAAGGGAAAGGAAUAGAAAUACCAAAUGAACAAACUGUAGUUCAAGCUGUCUCACCUAAUUUGGAGCUGAAUAAUGACCAGACUUUGGUAAAUAAUGCCAAGCAGAAUAGUAUAAAUGUUCCAGAUAAGGGUAUAAAUACCGAGAACCAAGUUUCGCCUGUUUUCCCAACUAAGAAUCUUUCAUUCUCUUCCUCUGCAAAUAAAAAUACCUCUGAAGAGACUAAGAUGAAUGGUGUGACCCUGGAUAGUAAUGUAAAAUGUUUCAAUACAACUACUGUCGGUUCUCAGCAUACAACCAAAGGUGACGGCAAAGAAUCAUUAUCUUCUAAACAGUCAUCCUUAUAUUCGGUGAAAGAACAACAUUUCAAUGACAAAAAGAGCGAACCAUUUGUCCAGGAUAAAACAAAGGAAAAGGAUAUUGACACCAAAGAGAGUCGACUUAUUACUAGUGAGGGCCAUAAUAUCAGAAGCAAAUUAAUUAUAAGAGAGCCAAUAAGUAUCCCUAAAAUCGAUAGUUCAAAGCUAGAACUGAAAAUUGUAGAGACUCCUCAAAACCUUUCAGUCGACAGCAAAGAGCAGAAGUUUGAAAAUGGCAUCAUAGCUUCUACCACAUCACAGUCAGCAAACGAAACUAGAAUAGGUAGCGAAGUUGACAUUGUUUCAGGUUCAACAAAUGCAAAGCAAUCCUCUAAAAAAGCAUCAUUUUCAGGGAUGCUGAAAAUGAAUGGCCCACAUUCUGGUUCAACUAAAGAGGAUAUAAAAGAGAUAAAAACCCCAGAAAACCAACCUACAAAGCAAGAUGUUCCUGCGAUAAAUUCGGUCAAUCUCCCUAGAAGUAUCCUCUCAUUUUUGGGAGUAGAUGAUGGUGCUGUCUAUUCCUCGUAUAAAGACAAUGAAUCUGUUAUCAAGACUUUCUCGCUUUUGCAGAAUGAGAACAUACCAUCUUCUCAAGCUAACUUAAAUAUAUUUGAUUUUGAUCAUACGAUGACUUCAACGUUGACUCCAAAUCCAGAAUUGUACACUGAUACCACGCAUUCCUAUCUUUUGGCUUCAAAUGAAAACUGCGUUAGUUGGUACAAUGACGUUCUACCUUCUUUGGAAUUAGAGCCCAAAGUUAUGUUUGGUGGUAUUGCUCCCAGUCAUUGCAAAGGUCAAUACUGUGCCGCACUGGAAGAUGCAAUCGCUGGCCCUGAGUUUGAGAAUCAUGAAUCUCUGAAAACUCUGAACUACCAGUGGUCCAAAACUUUGCUUUAUAUGGUUCGAAAUUUAUGUGCAAGCCAAAUUGCCUCAAAUGUUUUGAUAAUUGAUAGAUAUGUUAAAAAUAUAUCCAAGCUAAAGGCUGAUCUAGAUUCGCUUAAUGAGAUUGGAAUUAAAUUUCAUUACGUGUUAUACAUGCCUUAUAAAAACCAUCCAGAUAAACCCAAAAAUCUUACAUUGAGUUUACUCGAAGAAAUUUAUCAUACCAGGUUUCCUUGGUCUAGGCUGACGAAAACAGUCACAAUUUUUCGUCCUUUCCCAGGUAAUCUAGAUCGCUCAAAAUUGAGCAAGUUUCGUUUCCUUAGCACUCCGGGGCUAGAUUUAAGAGCUGUGUAUACAGCUAAACGUUGUGCUUACGUUAAAGAGCCAUCUACGGAAGUUAAACAUGUUUAUACCGCUGCAUUGAAUGAUAAGCGUUUUAAAUUAACGAUGUCUAUCAGCGGAGCUGUGUUCAGACUUGCAUAUUCAUCUGCAUCAUCUUUGAUAAACUACCUUGAUUCAAUCAAGUUUCUUCCAGUUGAGUCAUCCAGGAGUGAGUAUUUGUUCAACUUCACAGAUGUUUUCAUCACAUAUAAUAAGUUACCUGGAAAAGCAAUAGAAGAUUUAGGCAAUACAUCCCUAUAUGAUGGGGCAAUAUUGCAAUAUGGACAAGCUGGUAAAUCCUUAUAUGUUGUUCAGUUUCUCAUAUCCACUGAAAACGUCAUGUGGGAGUAUGAGGCGCCAAUCAUGAUCGUUGCACGAGAUAGAUCGAUCAGCAUAGCAGCUGCCAAAAAAAUCCUCAAAAAAAUGGACUGGACACUUAGUGACUCUUCACUAAAUCUCAAAUUCACCUUCUUCCCGUCAAGCAAGCUCAAAAUAACACAGACUUAA
Messenger RNA from Pichia membranifaciens NRRL Y-2026, 3249 nucleotides. RefSeq lists its product as hypothetical. The transcript has a single exon. NCBI's taxonomy places the organism in Eukaryota, Fungi, Ascomycota, Pichiomycetes, Pichiales, Pichiaceae. Bases 1 to 3249 code for a protein of 1082 amino acids. The record is from RefSeq and is a predicted model, not a curated record.